This is a messenger RNA of Manis javanica (Malayan pangolin), 5164 nucleotides long. It is a transcript of the gene CEP19, whose product is annotated as centrosomal protein 19. Gene Ontology annotation, cellular component: centrosome; centriole; ciliary basal body. Gene Ontology annotation, biological process: microtubule anchoring at centrosome; trans-Golgi to periciliary membrane compartment transport. The record is from RefSeq and is a predicted model, not a curated record. Lineage: Eukaryota; Metazoa; Chordata; Mammalia; Pholidota; Manidae.
CACGCCGCUCCUAGAGCGUGCUACCACAGUUAGUAACCGGAACGGAAGGCUCGCCCGCGGUCCAGCCGUUCCGGCUCCUAGCAGCUGUGAUUGUCGAAAGCUCCGGAGUCACGAGAGGCGACGGUCCCAGUCCCCUAGCUCGCUCCUCUCACCACUCCGCCCUUCGCCGUCCCGGUCGGGGGCGGGGCUAGAAGCCGCGCAAGCGCCGUGAUGUACGCUCGGGCUGUCGCCGUGGGAAGUGCUCUUCGCUUCCACAGCCGUUUUCAGGUCCCCUUACGGGUUACCAGAGCCGGCUAGCGGAGCUCGGGUCUUUGCUUCCACUUCCAAGCAUUUGCGGAUUCGGACCUCCAGCCAGGGAGUUCACCCCACAGUCACGUAUGCAGGGCUGUGGCUGUCGCCUCUUCCUGCAGCGCCAGCCUCCGCUUGGCCUCGGCCUCAGGUGCUUCUGCGUGCACUGCAAUUGGGUGUAAAAGACCCCCUAACGGCGGUUUUAGACGUUGGCCUGCUGGAGAAGAUGCACUUUCUGUACUUCUCUAAGGAUUUCCUCUGAUUUACCCUGAAGCAUAUGUGAAAAUGAUGUGCACUGCCAAGAAAUGUGGAAUUAGGUUCCAGCCUCCAGCUAUUAUCUUAAUCUAUGAUAAUGAAGUGAAGGAGAAAAGUCGCCUGCGCAUCAUGCCCGUCCGAAACUUUUCAAAGUUUUCAGAUUGCAACAGAGCUGCCGAACAGUUAAAGAAUAAUCCACGACAUAAGAGUUACCUGGAACAGGUACCUCUGAGGCAGCUAGAGAGGUUGUUCAAUUUAUUACGAGGUUACUUGCAGGGACAGAGUUUGGCAGAAACAAUGGAACAAAUUCAAGGGAAAGCAACUAUUGAUCCUGAGGAGGACCUGAAUAAACUAGAUGACAAGGAACUUGCCAAAAGGAAGAGCAUCAUGGAUGAACUUUUUGAGAAAAAUCAGAAGAAGAAGGAUGAUCCAAAUUUUGUUUAUGACAUUGAAGUUGAGUUCCCACAGGAUGAACAACUGCAGUCCUGUGGCUGGGACACAGAGUCAGCUGAUGAGUUCUGAUACCAAAAACUCAAAACUACUGGGCUAGCAAAAAAUACAUGUUUACACAAAGGAUGUAGGUUGGUUCUAGAAAAUACCUGUAAAGAACACUAAAUGUACCCUUUUGGUCAUAUUUGGAUUGACUGUGUUACUUUAAAAACCCAGGACAUGUAGAGCAUCUACUGUGUAGGUGCAUAAGGAACACAGGAAAAGCAGAAUAUAGGAAUCUGCCCUGAAGGAGCUUACAAUCUAAUUGGAAGGUAAGUCAGAAACUUGUGAAAAGCUAAUUAACAGUACUAGGCAGCAAAGAGAUGACAGCCAGAUGCUUGAUAAAGGCUAAAGAGGGUCAGAGCCUAUAUUACUGUAGGUUAAAUAGGGAAGAUUUUGUCCUUUAGUGGCAAGAUGGGACUUUGCCUGGCCCCUUGAAAUGGUAGUAUUUGGAUAGAAACUUAAAUCAAUUCCAAAUGAGAGAAACUGGGAGAAAAAAAAGGGUGGAUGGGUGAGGGUUGGUGGUAAAGAGAUAGGAAUUAGAAGAUUUUCUUUGAGGAACAGUAAGGAAAGUAUAGUGUGAUAAGAUUGGAGGACAUGUAUGGUUCCUAAGGGUUUGUCCUGUAUGCCUUAUGUCUUCAUAUGUAUUUAACUCUGUUUUAUGUGUAUUUAACUCUGGAAUGGAAGAGUUUGCUGCAGCAGCAAGUGGGUGCCCUUUGAUAGACAGCAGGGGAGUUCUGCCCCUUUGGUAUCAGGAAAUAUCUGCUGAAGACAUUCUGAAACCCUGAACCUCUUCUCAUAAAUAAGAGGUUUGUUUGUCAAUUGGGAAAUCUACCCAUAAUAAGUGAACACUAGAUACUGCCAGUAUAGGCCUAUUGAGUUUGGAUGUACAAAGGGAUCUUUAUUGACCAAGGUUAUGUGUAUACAGAUAUAUCUUUUUUAAUUAGAAUAUUAUUCAAUUUGUAGAAAUCUUAUGUUUGCUGCAAGCAAAUUAAUACUCAAAUAAAACUGUAAAAAUCAUUCACUCUUUGUGCCUGUCCAUCCCAACUCUCUUUACCAGUAAAAGCCCCCUUAAAGGAUUCAUUCUUACAGUGAUAUUACCAGGGAUUUAAGAUGGCCAUGGGUCAUAUAUAUAUAUUUGCCAAAGGUAGCAAUAGAGUUUUCAGAAUUGGAGAGUUUUCAGUAUCUACGUAGUAUUCCAUUGUGUAGAUGUAGAUGUUUUCUUCUGAGAGCUGAGUUUAGGUUGUUUUCUGCUUUUACUGUUACAAACAAUGCCACAGCAAAUAAUCUUGUACAUUCUGCUUCUCAUGUGUGAAGUCUAUAAAUAAUGCCUAGAUGGGAGUUCCUGGGAUGGGCAUAAUGAAUUUUAAUAGAUACUACUAAGUUGUCUUCCAAAGGGGUUCAUUAAUUCAUUUAUUCAUUUAGUGUAUGUACUUAAUAAGUACCUACUACAUGCUGAGCCUGUACUAUUCUAGAGGGUGGGGAUGCAGCAGUAUACACAACAAAGUCCUUGCCUUUAAAAGGUUUCCAGCUUAGUGGGAGAGGAGAGACAAUAAAGGUAAAUACAUAGACUAAUGUCAUUGAUGAAUGCUCGGAAUUAAAAGCAAGGUAAAAAGAAUGAUGGAAACGGGGAGCCACUGUUUUCAAUUGGGUGAUCAGGGAAGGCCUGAAGAGAUGACAUUUGAGCAAAGGCCUAAGGAGGUAAGAAGUUGAUGUGCAUUUCAGGGGUAGUGGAGAAAUGUAAAUACAUAGGUUCUUGGGGCUGGAGUGUGUUUGGCAUAUUUGAGGAAGAAAAAGGAUCUUUUGAGCCAUGGCUAAUUCAGUUUAAGCAAGAGAGAAAUGACAGACAUGAGGUUGGAGUGUAUUUUACCAAUGCAUAGCACUUACAAUGAAGGUCGUACCAACUUACACUAUCAGCAGUACGUGAAUACCUGUUUUCCCCCACAUGCUCAUCAACAGAGAAUGUUAGCAAAUGCAUUGAUCUUUGCCAACUUUAUCACUUAAAGUGGUAUCUCAUAGUUUGAAUUUGCAUUUCUUUUAUUAUGAGUGAGACUGUCUUAAUACAUCCAAGAUCCAUUUUUAAUGAAAUAACUUAAAUCUUUUGCUCAUUUUUCUAUUGAGUAGUUUUUUCUUACUGAUUUGUAUUAAUUUCCUUAGGACAAUAAUCUUUGGUCAAGAUAUGAGUUGUAGGUAUUUCUACUUUGUCAUUUGUUUUUUAUUUUGUUCAUGAUGUUUUUUUCUAGGCAGAUUUGUUCAAGUCUAAUUGGUUAAUAUUUUUCUCUAUGGUUCUGCAUUUUGUGUCAUAUAUAGAGAGGCAUUCAUCCAAGAUUUUUCUUUUAAUCCCAUGGUUGUUUCUAUACAGGAAUUUAUUUUGGUAUAACAUGUGAGAUACAAAUCCAGCUUUUUUCCAGAUGCUCAUUCAGGUGUCCCAACACUGUUAUCAGUUGAAUUGCCCAUUUUUUCUCAUUGAUUUGAAAUGCAUCCUUUAUCAUAUCCUACGUUUCCGUGUGUGUCCAAAUAAUUCUUUUGAUUGUUAAUGUCAUCUGCAGCACACUUCCCAGUUCAUGCUUUUUUGAUCUUUAUUGAGCAAAUCUCAUGUGUUCACUAAAUUAAGAGUUAUAGAAAGAUAGAAAAUGGAUCAUAACUUUUGCCUCUGAGAUGUUAACAUAGUUUACUGAAAGCAACAAAAUUAGUCAAAAUGAGGUAGAGGUAGGUACUGACUGAAACUAGAGCAGAUGGAGGAGAUCAUGUGAGCUGAGCAGUUGUGGGGUUUUUUUUUGUCUGGAGCUAAUUCUUCUGCUGGACUCUUUUAUAUUUUUUCAUUAAAAAAAUUAAUAUGUAUUCAAUAUUCAUCGUUUUCAAAAUGUAGGCAAAUAUGAGUGUAAAAGUGAAAUGGGAAAAUUCUCCCCUCACCUUCUCUCAUUUCCCAUGUUGCCCAGAAACUGGCUUCUCUAGAGUGCUCUGGAUCCCAUCAUCUCUUGUGACCUUACUUCAUCAAUUAUUUUCUCUCUCUCCAUUUCUGUCUUUCUCGUUUCAGCUUCAUGCCCUCCUGGCUCAUUCUCUGCAGUCUGUAAACUAGCAUAGAACCCUGCUGUCUUAAAACAGGAAAACACUUGACCUUGUCUUGUUUUUCUUUACCUAAUACUGUACCUAUGCAAAUUUUAGCUCAUUUAGUUGUUAAAUAAAUCUAACCCUCCCUACCCCAUUCAUCCACCCUUUAAGAGCAGAUCCUGCUAUACUCUGGUUCUAGAGCUGCUUGCUCAGCCUAUCAAGCUCAAUACUAUGAGAGCCACCCUGGAAGUUCAGUUUGGCCCUGAGGUAUUCUUAGUCUGUUAGAUCCCUAAAAAUCUCUGGCUCAACUGUGUUGUAUACCUGAAACCAAUAUAAUAUUGUAUAUCAACUAUCUGUCAAUUAAAAAAAAGACUCAACUACACAUCAUUUUAUACUCAGCUAUUAAUAAAAUAAGCUAAUUGAACUGUAAAUACACUUUGCCAAAACCAAUGGUUGACUAUGUUUAACUGCUAAAAACCCAAAUACAAAUUGAUAUUUAUAAUAGCCUCAGAAAAAAAAGAAAAAAUCUCUGGUUCAUUGAGGGGUAAGUUUGUUCAUAUGUGAGCCUGGAAAUGCAAAUCAGUUAGAACUUCUUACUCUACUGUACUCUUAAUCAAAGAUUGUAACCCUGGGACCCUGGGUCAGUUCAAGAAUUGACUUAAAAAUUCUUUUCUGUUUUCAGAUUAAGUGAGUAUGUAACAAGCACCCCUUGUGUCAAGUGGUCACUUUAAACAUAAUCUGAUAAGAGGUUCACCAGAUCUGUCUGCCUUGCAGUUUUGCAAUUAUUAUUCACCUGUCUAAUAUUUUGACAAGAGUGGUGGAUGAAAAUUAAGGAUAGGCCAUUGGAUUUGGCAACUGGAUCUCUCAAUAUUUACAAAUGAAGCUUGAGGGGAGUGAUUAGGAUUGAAACUGCAGGAUAUUAAAAAGGAAACAAUCUUAGGCCUAAAUGAAAAGCUAAAACUAUGGGUAAAACUAUUUAGAAGAAAAUAAAGAGAAAAUCUUUAUGACCUUGGUGUCUUAGCUUGGAAUGCUAAAACAAAAUACUGUCAAUUGGGUGGCUUAUAAAUAACAGAAAUUUAUU